UUUGAAGUAGACACCGCGUUGCCUGCCUUACUUGACCUUAUGUAAAGCAACUGGAUCAAAUUAUUAUGUUUAGAGCAAGAGGGAAGCCACCUCAAUUUUCCUUCUUGGAAUUUUUUUUUCCUUACAGAACCAUGCACCAGAUGGAGAAAAGGAAGUCAGCAGGAUUCUGACAAGGGAUGAGAAUUUCAAUUUCAGAGCUGCACAUUGGGCUGAUCUUCAUGGUCUUUUAUACAAGGCACUGCCAGAAGAAGUGUUCUUGUGGGGUCGUUUGUACCUUUGCUUCAGCACUUCUGAAGACAAAACCUCGGUUAAAGUUGAGGCUAAAGUUCUUCAAACUGAAGAGAUUAUUGAGAUAAAUGGGGACUGGCUUGUUGCAGCAGAUGGAUGCCUCUCUUCAAUUCGGAAGACAUUUCUACCUGAUCUCAAAUUGAGGCUUAUUGAGAUUACUAUGAACCUUUUGCAUUUCAUGAUAAUGUUUUGCUGAUAUGAUUCAGACCAGUUAAUGGUAAGCAUUACUUGUUCUGCAGGUAUUCAGGUUGCUGUGCCUGGAGAGGAGUUCUUGACUUUUCAGGAAAUGGGAAUUCAGAAUCUAUCUUGGGCAUCCAAAGAGCGUACGCAGAUCCUGGAAAAUGCCUAUACUUCGAUCUAAACACUGGAAGUCACACUGGGCAUUAUGAACUCCUUAACAAAAGGCUCAAUUGGAUGUGGUAUGUCCAUCAACCUGAGCCUGGACAGAAGUCCAAGUUUCAAGCUGCGAAAAGGUUAUAGUUUGAAGAUAGAUUAGGGAUCAUUAGACCUCAGUUUCUAAAGGAUAAGGAGUGCUAAGAAACAUUAACAAUGGGAUGAUAUAUUGAAACUCGUCGUAAUGAUCUGCAGCAGUUAAACCAGCUAGAGGCUAGAGCUGAUAUAAUAACUUCGAAGCUUUUUCAGGGAAAUUCUGUGACCAUGAAAGUAAGUAGUGACAUGAUAGAAAAUAUGUACCAAGAAGCAGAGAAAGUUUGGGGUCCUGAAUUGGUGAGAGUCACGAGAGAAACAAAGGAGCCUUUCAUAAAUAUCAUAUAUGAUUGUGAUCCUCUUGAGCAAAUCUUUUGGGACAACGUGGUAUUGAUUGGAGAUGCUUCUCACCCUACAACUCCUCUUGGAGUCAGAAGUACAAACAUGUCAACUUUGGAUGCAGCCGUUCUAGGCAAAUGUAUUGAGAAGUGGGGAGCAGAAAACAUACCUUCAGCUCUUGAAGAAUAUCAGCGCAUUAGGGUAACAGUCACUGCGAAACAAGUCCUGCAUUUGCAGAGAGUGGGUCGAAUCAAGCAAGGCUUAGCUCUUCCUGAUCGUAAACUUUUUGAUCCAAUGACAGCAAGUGCAGAGGAAAGUGAAGAGCUUCAAAAGAAACAUAUGCCUUUCUUUGCAAGUGCUCCUUUGUCAGUUGAUUGAUGUCGUGCUCCUCAUGAUUAAGACAAACUUCAUUCUCUGCAGCAGAAAAGUCUUGGGUUCUCAUGCUCUUUCUUUAUUUCUCAAGUCAAAUCCUUUUUUGUUUUUUCAGAACACUGUGUAUAGAUUCAUAUAUCUAUGUAAACAAACAAGGCCUGUUUUUCAAUAGAAUAUAGCAAAGUUGUAUUU
Messenger RNA from Populus trichocarpa (black cottonwood), 1617 nucleotides. RefSeq names its product notoamide E oxidase notB'. The transcript is spliced from 2 exons. Bases 946 to 1431 code for a protein of 161 amino acids. NCBI's taxonomy places the organism in Eukaryota, Viridiplantae, Streptophyta, Magnoliopsida, Malpighiales, Salicaceae. The record is from RefSeq and is a predicted model, not a curated record.